Messenger RNA from Papaver somniferum (opium poppy), 3180 nucleotides. Its product is annotated as putative disease resistance protein RGA3. NCBI's taxonomy places the organism in Eukaryota, Viridiplantae, Streptophyta, Magnoliopsida, Ranunculales, Papaveraceae. The transcript has 2 exons. Bases 34 to 2022 code for a protein of 662 amino acids. Gene Ontology annotation, molecular function: protein binding; ADP binding. The record is from RefSeq and is a predicted model, not a curated record. Gene Ontology annotation, biological process: defense response to other organism.
ACUGCAACGAAGGAAGUUAUUCGCAUAACUGGUAUGGGAGGGAUUGGCAAGACCGCUCUCGCUAAAUUGGUAUUUCAUAUUGCUGAUGAUGAUAACUCAUUAGAGGAUCCUUUUGUAAUAAAAAAAUGGGUAUCCAUGUACGGUAAAUCAAGCAACAAAGAGAUAUUUUGUGACAUCUUGGAAUCUAAUGCAGACCGCCAGUCUAGCUUAAAUGUCAUUCAAGAGCACCUGAAAGAGAGGCUCAAGGUGGGGAAAUGCCUGAUAGUACUCGAUGAUGUAUGGAAAAAUCAGGGCAUCGAUGUAGAGGAGUUGUUGAAAGAUCUUUUGUCUCUGAGUUGCCCUGGAAGUAAAAUUCUCAUGACUAUGCGAAGUGCUGAAGAUAUUCCUCCGAUGACUUAUUGUCGAUACAAGAUCUACCAAUUACAAGUUUUACCUGAAGAUGACUGUUGGUCUAUGAUUAAGAAAAUCGCAUUUGGACAUGGAGGUGCAACCGAAACCACAAAUCUGAUCAACAUAGGGAAGCAAAUUGCGAGCAGGUGUGGAGGUCUUCCUCUCGCUGCAAAGGUUCUUGGGGGUUUGCUCUACUCAAGAAAGAGUGAAAAAGAAUGGUUAGAUAUCAAAAUUUGGAAUCUCCCACAAAACGAAAAUAAGAUCAUCCCUAUAUUGAAGUUGAGUUAUGAUCACUUAUCGCCAGAAGUGAAACGAUGCUUUUCGUAUUGUUCCCUUUUCCCAAAGGGCCAUAGAUUUGUGAAGAAGGAACUGAUCCGAAUGUGGAUGGCAGAAUCGUUCCUUAACAGUCGCCCGGAACCAAAUGCAUCACAAGAAACUAUAGGUAACGAAUAUUUCAAGAUUUUGUUGCUCAACUCUUUUAUCCAGGAUGAGUACGCUCAGUACAAAAAGCAUUGGGAUUGGAAGGAUAGUAAGACAUUCAUAAUGCAUGAUCUUGUGCACGAUCUUGUGAUGUCAGUCGCUGGGAGUGAGUCUCGGAUGGUAGAGGUAAACACAGAUGCUGAUCCGGAAGUUAUUGAGCAAUAUGAUAAGAGUCGUCGCUUAGGGUUACAUUAUGUUGGUGAGAAGGUCUCAGCAAUUCCCUCGGAGAUUUAUAAAGCCUCCAAACUACGCACUUUUGUUGUUUCUCAUCAUCAAAAGGACGAUGACUUCAAUUAUUACAAUCUCAAAUUAAAUCAGCAGAUCUUCAGCUUCAAUUUACUAAGGGUUUUAAGUCUAAAUCACACAGAUAUUAAAAAGUUGCCUGAAUCAAUUGGCGAACUGAGGCAUCUUAGGUAUCUUGAUCUCUCAUAUACCUUCAUUGAAUCUUUACCUAGUUCUUUCAUUCAGCUCUACAAUUUGCAAACCCUUAGGCUCCUUGGGUGUGACUUGACAGAGCUUCCGGACGACAUGACAAAGCUGAUCGGUUUGGAAUAUUUUUCAUACAAUUCUAUAAGCCUAGAGGACCCUGCGUUUACUAGAAUGCCAAAAGAGAUGAGCAGAUUUAGUAAACUUAAAAAAUUAUCUAUAUUUGUUGUGGGAAUAGGCGAUGGUUAUGGCAUAGAAGAAUUAAAAGAUCUAAAUCUCCUUGGAGGUAAAUUGACGAUUUCAAGUUUGGAAAGAAUAACAGAUGCCACGCAAGCCAAUUUAAAAGGGAAGAAAAAUAUUUCGUUCUUACGACUGCGUUGGGAUCCAAUAAGUUGUGAGGAUUCCGGUAGAAUCACCAAAGAUACUGAGGUGAUAAACGGUCUCCAACCUCACCCAAAUCUAAUAGAGUUAGAAAUAUAUGAUUUUGGUGGUUCAGAGUUCCCUACAUGGAUGAAUACUUCCAUACAUCUUCCGAAUUUGGUAGCUAUUAGUCUAUUUAGUUGUGUAAAGUGUGAACAUCUUCCUGCACUUGGACGACUACAAUCUCUUAGAUAUCUUUAUAUGUAUCAGAUGGCAGCUAUUAAACAAAUUGGUCCUGAGUUCCAUCAAAGUAAUGAAGAAGCAUCAAGAAGUGAAGAAGGAUCAUUCCCUUCUUUGCUUAUUUGAUUUCUUAAAUUUGGAAGAAUGGUCAUCAACAUCUAGUUUCUCUCGCCUAGAAACAUUGAAGAUCCUCGAGUGCUUCAAGUUAUCAACCACACCGACUAUAUUUUCAUCUCUCAAACACUUGGAUUUUAGAAUUCAUCUAGAAAAUAAACCCUUGCUUAGUACACUACCUCUAAAACUACUCCGGGGCGCCAACAACGUUCUCCAGUCUUUAGUGGUUUAGAUAGUGAGGAGCAGCAGCAGCAUUAUCAACCAGAUCAUGCUCCUAACAAUUUUCUUUCCAAAAUUGAAAUUUUGAGAUGCCCUUCUCUACGGUCGUUGCCUCCAGACUUCUGGGGAUUGAAUCAUCUGACCUAUUUGGCUAUUGAAGAGUGUAGUAGUGUUACAUAUUUGCCAGAUGGUAUCCAACACCUCCCGGCACUUGAGACGCUGAUACUUGGUGGAUUUUCAGAGGACUUAAUAUCUUUUCCAUUCCCAGCAGCCAAUGGAUCAGAUGAUGAACAAUACUUCGUUUCCCUCCGUCAAUUGAGGAUAUGCGGGUGGCCUACUUUAAGGGAUGUGUUGCCAGACCAAAUUCAACUCCUCACUUCAUUACAGUUUCUCGAAAUAAUUGGUUUUCCUUGGCUGUUGAGCUUGCCUGAGUGGUUUGGAGAACUAUCUUCCCUUCAAAGCUGCGAGGAGCUAAGGAAUCUUCCUUCUGAAGAACAGAUGAAGCGCCUAACCUCUCUACAACAUUUAAACAUUUGGUACUGUCGACUUUUGCAAGAACUAUGUCGUUUGGGCAAUGAAGAAUCGCGUAAGAUUGCAGACUUCAACCUCAUACAAGCUAGCACAAGUCAUUCCCAAUAUGAGAGAAUGGGUGAUCCGAUAGUGAGGAAGAGCAGAAAGGGAAAGGACAAGUUCUGAAAGCAUGCUCUUUACAAUAAGAAUAUCGACAACUUUUGAAUUGUAAGUUUCCAAAACCUGUUACCAAAUUAAGCUUCCAGAACCUGAUAAGUUACAACUUUUGAAUUGUAAGUUUUACUAAUAAUUAAUGUUUGGUUAACUUAAAUACUAAGUUCUAUCUUUGGUUUCAAUCUGUUACCAUUGCCACAUUACCCAUAAUAGAAAAUGUCAAGAUCCUAAAAUCAGUAUAUCCAACUUUUCAUAAGCCAUAGCUUC